AUGUUAUCAUCUUCAGCAGAAACCGUCGUGAACAUCGAAGAGCUGCUGAGGCAGAUCCUUGAAAGGGUGCCGGCUCUAUCUCUGAUCACCUUCAAGUGCGUCUCUAAGCACUGGCUUUCUCUCAUCUCCGACCCCGAGUUCCGUCGCUGCCACACCCUCCGAAACCAUAACCCUAAAAUCUCAUCUUUCUUCCCUACCAAAAUCAAAGAUGAAAACCUCCUCAAGUCUCCCUUCAAAACCCUAAACAGUGCCGUCUCUGAUGGAUCCAAUAUAGGGAUUCUUCAGUCUUGCAACGGCCUCUUUCUCUGCUAUGCCCUAUCUGGUGAACAAACAAAACAUCACGUAUAUGUUGUCAAUCCAUCCACCAACCAAUUCCGGGGUCUUUCUUCUCCAAGCGUCAGCCAAGACAAACAUACUUUUGUACGUUAUGCUUUGGCUUUUGAUCCUUCCAAAUCGCCUCAUUACAAGGUUGUCUGUGUGUUCAACCACCCGAUGUAUUCUAAGGAGGAACAGCUCAAAACAGACGUAUAUUCAUCUGAAACUGGAGAGUGGAAACAUCUUGAGACUCCUUUCUUCCACGGCCAGUCCUACAACUUCAACUGGAAGAGCAGGUUAGGCGCCAUAUACUGCAAUGGUGCUCUUCAUUGGAUAAGAAAGAAACGUAAAGACUUCCAUUUCUCUUACGAUAGGAAGGAAUUCACAAGACAUGAAACUGAUGUGCUGCACUACUUUGAGGUGAGCCAAGAGCGUAUGCUGGUAGUGUCUGCUACCACCCCUGUCCCUUCGGUGGUCAAAAACAUUCCGGUCGGCUCUGGCUACUGGCAACCAACUAUGUGGCCGAUAUUGGCUCAGAGAUAUUUUGGGGAGUGCGGUGGCCGUUUGUACUUGAUUGAGACUUAUGAGCAUUGUUUGACCCAAUUUGAUGUGAUGGAGAUGGAAAGGGACUACUCUGGCUGGUUUGUCAAGUAUAAUGUUGAUCUUAAUCCUCUAGCCGCAGCUCUUCCCGGACAGGAUUGGGAUCCUCUUAUUGUCUUGUGCCUUUCUCAAGAGGAGGAAACAUAUAAUACUGGGUUUGAGGAUUCUUCAGUUGCUCUUUUGUUGCACCUGCCUGGUAAGGUUAAAUCUUAUAAUCUUAGGAAUAAGACCAUUAGGACAUAUGUUGAGUUAGUCAAUAAGGAACUAGGUUUAGAUUAUCAUAAUCGUAUUCUAGAGGAUGUUGCUUUUCCUUGCAUGGAGACUUUAGCUUCUGUGUGA
Fragaria vesca subsp. vesca is the source of this 1254-nucleotide messenger RNA. Its product is annotated as F-box protein At5g07610-like. The record is from RefSeq and is a predicted model, not a curated record. Gene Ontology annotation, molecular function: protein binding. Lineage: Eukaryota; Viridiplantae; Streptophyta; Magnoliopsida; Rosales; Rosaceae. The transcript has a single exon. The coding region runs from base 1 to 1254 and encodes 417 amino acids.